Messenger RNA from Strongylus vulgaris, 435 nucleotides. The record is from the annotation of a GenBank genome assembly. Lineage: Eukaryota; Metazoa; Nematoda; Chromadorea; Rhabditida; Strongylidae.
AUGUCUAAAAAGAAGGAAAAGGAAAGAGAGGAGAAGAAAGCUGAAGUUGGUCAGAAGCGGAAACGGAUGGGGAAAUCAGGCAAUGAGAGCAAAGCUAAGAUGUCGAAGAAGGAUGAGGGAGAAUCGGAAAGGGUUGAAGUGAAAGAAACGUAUUCUCUACAAUUGAAAAAGAUCAAUACUCAUUUAACGUGUGGUUUGUGUAAGGGCUAUUUAAUAGAUGCAACUACGGUCAUCGAUUGUUUGCACACCUUCUGCAAAAGUUGCCUUCUGACUUAUUUUGAAGAGGAAGAUAAUUGCUGUCCCACAUGUGAACAAUUGAUUCAUCAAAGUCAUCCCAGCCAUUACGUGGCGUUCGAUCGAACAAUGCAGGAUAUAGUGUACAAAUUAGUACCUGGUAGGUUUUAUUUGGAAAGCUUUUUGCGGGGUUUUGCAUGA